AUGGCCGGGGUACGUACUUGGUUCUCAACAUUGUUCAGACGAGGCAUUCAUGGUGCUAACAUCAGCCAGCAACAAAAGAUUGAAAUCCUUAAAUUCGCCAACGAAAAGGGCGAAUAUCAGAGAAGACCAAGCUCUUUCAGAGACUCCAUCUCGUCUGAACCAGGUGCCAAGUUUGCACCUGAAAAAAACAGAUACCACCUUUACGUGUCCUAUGCGUGUCCCUGGGCACACAGAACUCUCAUUGUGAGAGAACUGAAAGGACUUCAAGACAUUCUUCCCGUUUCGGUGGUUCAUUGGCACAUGGAUGCCAAUGGAUGGAGAUUUGCUUCGAAGGAUGAUCCAUGCGAGGGCGCUACUUCAGACCAGGUAUACGGAGUCCAGAGAUUGAAGGAGUUGUACUUCAAGGCUGAGCCCGAGUAUGAGGGCAGAUUCACUGUUCCUGUGCUCUGGGAUACCAAGCUUGAAACCGUUGUCAACAACGAAAGUUCUGAGAUCAUCAGAAUCUUCAACGAGGAGUUUGAUUCGAUAAUUGACGAAAAAUAUAGAGGUCUUACUUUCUAUCCAGAUUCUCUCAAGUCCAAGAUUGACGAAAUCAAUCCAUGGAUUUACGACAACAUCAACAAUGGUGUUUACAAGUCUGGAUUUGCUACGAAGCAGGAGCCAUAUGAGACAAACGUGAAAGCCCUAUUUGAGCAUUUGGAUAAGGUGGAAAAAGUUCUGGGAGAACAGUUCAAGAAGGGAUCAAAGUACUUGGUUGGAGACCAAUUGACCGAGGCUGAUAUCAGACUUUUUACCACGAUCAUCAGAUUCGACCCGGUGUAUGUUCAGCAUUUUAAGUGUAAUUUGGGAAUGAUCCGGUUCGACUUUCCCAACCUUCACAAGUGGGUGAGACAUCUGUAUUGGGAGGUUCCUGGCUUUAAAGAGACAACCAACUUUGAUCACAUUAAGUUCCAUUACACCAAGUCUCACAUCGCCAUCAACCCACACUCGAUCACUCCGUUGGGACCUGUUCCAAACAUCCUGCCAUUGGAUGCUUGA
Messenger RNA from Kuraishia capsulata CBS 1993, 1038 nucleotides. RefSeq lists its product as uncharacterized. The transcript is spliced from 2 exons. Gene Ontology annotation, molecular function: glutathione transferase activity. The coding region runs from base 1 to 1038 and encodes 345 amino acids. The record is from RefSeq and is a predicted model, not a curated record. NCBI's taxonomy places the organism in Eukaryota, Fungi, Ascomycota, Pichiomycetes, Pichiales, Pichiaceae. Gene Ontology annotation, cellular component: cytoplasm.